This is a messenger RNA of Beta vulgaris subsp. vulgaris (sugar beet), 1888 nucleotides long. RefSeq lists its product as hypothetical. The transcript is spliced from 5 exons. The record is from RefSeq and is a predicted model, not a curated record. The coding region runs from base 130 to 1692 and encodes 520 amino acids. NCBI's taxonomy places the organism in Eukaryota, Viridiplantae, Streptophyta, Magnoliopsida, Caryophyllales, Amaranthaceae.
GUAUAGUAGUAGGCCCAUAGCCCAAAGACCCACUUCCCACAUUUGAAGGUAUCAAGAUAAGGUCCAUUCAGAUAAAAUUUCGUUCGCCGGCGGUCGGAAAUAACCACAUUUCUCUUCACCGUCGUCGAUAUGCAAACUCCGACAAGAAUUUUCGACGCACUGAACAACUUCGCCGGAAUCUCUCACAUCCGUCAAUCUCCAGUCUUCAAUUCCGACUCCCUCCACCUCCAUCAUCAUCAUCAUCAUCAUUCAAUUCCAAAUUCUCUCUCUUGCUUUUCUCACCGGAAUCUCUCUCUUAGGGUUUCCUGCAACUUCCGCGAAGUAAACCCUAACCUUAACCCUAGGAGAGAGAAAUGCGGUAAAAGUAGAGGAGAGAGAUUGAAGGCCAAGGGAAAGGACAAUGUUUGGAGCAUCGAUAAUGAGGUGGCAGAAGAGGCGGAAUUAAAGAAAAGAGGAAUUCAGAGGAGAAGGAGGGGGAAAGGAAAGAGUGGUAAGAGAGUGAAGAAGGUUGUCAAAGCUGAUAAUGUUUUGGUUUCUGGUUCUAUGUUAAUGGAGCUCGAAACUGUUUUGCAAACUCAGGAGCCUGUAAUUCGACCAGCAUGGAACACAUUUGUGAGUAGUGUAAGUGGGAUUUGGAAGGGAGUUGGUGCCAUAUUUUCACCAAUUACUGCUGAAAUGGAGCCGGUUGACUUGGGAGGUAAGAGCGAGUACUUGUAUGAUUGCUAUAUUCUUUCUCGCUUGCAAGCUGCACAACCUGGAGGUAAUGCAUCUCAAAUCCAGAGGAAAAUCAAUUGGGUUACUCUAAAUCCUUACGGUGAGAAAGCACUAGAAAAUGGAGGCAAUGAUAGUGGCAAAGGUGAGGGGAAACAUGAUAGUUUGUCUUCAGGCAUGAAAGAAAAAGGUCACAGGAGCAAGGCAGGUCACAUUAUGCCGAAAUUUGAGUCUUUUGAUUUUGGAAAGAGUGAUUUGAUGGAAGAGGAUUUGAUGGGUGUGGAGCCUGGUCUUGUUUUCUUUGAGGAUGGAUCUUAUUCCAGAGGGCCAGUUGACAUUCCAGUUGGUGAAGUUGAGGAGUCUGAGUACUAUCUUUCUCCAACAUAUAAGUUUGAACAAUGUUUAGUCAAGGGCUGCCACAAGAGAUUGCGUAUUGUGCAUACUAUUGAAUUUAGCAAUGGUGGAGCGGACAUUCAGAUACUAAGGGUUGCUGUAUAUGAAGAACAAUGGGUCAGUCCUGUUAACAUCGACGAGCAAAGUGAGGUUGAGCUUGAUAUGAAGCCAUUUUCUCAGAGAAAGAGAACUCGGCCAUCGGAGCUUACAGGAUCAUGGAAGGUGUUUGAGAUGAGCGCUACACCAAUCUUUGGUGAUGAGACAGCCGCAGAGAAAAGCAAUGGCCCUCCUUACGUUUACCUUUGCAUGGAGACCAUGAAAAAGAGAAACUUGCCUGAAAACCCUGCUUGGUUCGGGGAAGAAGAGAUGAUAGACAUGCAGGACGUGGCGGUUCUUUGGCUCCCAGGUGGUGUUACUGCUUAUGUUGAUGUCAAUAAGGAUGGAAUCCUUUGCAUUGGAGUCGGAUGGUAUUCUGAUGAAGGGAUUAAUCUUGUAAUGGAGAGAGAUUAUGAAACGGAUGGAAAACUGCGAGAGGUUCGGUCGAAAACGGAGGUGAAGAGGAGAUGGUCAGAUCCUCUCCUUGCGUAAAGUUUCUUAUAUGAAUUUUGUACAUUGUUUAGUUCUAGUGUAAAUUAAAAUUGAGCAGAAUAAUUCCAUCCCCCCCUUUUUUUUUGAAUAGUAGUGGAUGAUGGAGUGGUCUUUAUAUGUUCCAAGUGCAUACUUCUAUAUGAGAUGGUCUGAGCUUGACAAUCUGACAAUAUCUUAUUCACUCUUUUCUUUUUAA